AUGAAUUUAGAAACACCAUUAAGUAUGGCGGCCAGAUGUAAUGAUAUUAAAUUUGUUCAGUUCCUUCUUGAAAGAGGAGCCAAGGAAUUCCUUACAAAUCCAGAUCGUCCGAGAUAUCCUAUUUUUCAAUGCUCAAAUUACCAAAAUUUCGAACUUUUAAGGGAUAAAUGGUUCGAUCCUAAUGUAGUAUAUCCUGAAAGACAAAGUCCUUUUGCUAUGUUGUUUAGUUAUUCUGAUGAAAAAACAAUUAAUUUCAUGAUUCAACAAAAAGUCAAACCAAUUCAAAGAGAUAUACAUUUUGCUGCUAAUAAUGGUAAUUUAUCCUGUCUUAAAUACUUUGUUGAUGAAUGUGGACUGAAAUUAAACAAAGAAACACUUCAAAUAGCUCUCUCAAAAGGACAAACAGAAAUGGUUGAUUACAUCAUUUCAAAAGGGAUACAUUGCGAUCCUGCUAACAUUCCGAAGCAUAAAAUUGAAGAAAUUAAAAAAAUUUAUGAAAAAUAUAAUUUGAAAUUCGAAUUUUCGGAAUAUGAAACAAACAGAUAUUGCAUUAAAUAUGCCAUUGCUUCAAAUCCAGAGUUUAAAUUAUCAGAAAGAAAUUUUGCUGAAUCUUUUGAUGAUUUACUUUGUUAUUAUCAAAAUGGUGUUCGUACAUGCAAGAGAAUCAGAUGCGCGAACUAUGAACUUAUAGAUGACAUGAAUUCACUACUUUAA
Trichomonas vaginalis G3 is the source of this 714-nucleotide messenger RNA. RefSeq lists its product as uncharacterized. Gene Ontology annotation, molecular function: protein binding. The coding region runs from base 1 to 714 and encodes 237 amino acids. The transcript has a single exon. The record is from RefSeq and is a predicted model, not a curated record. NCBI's taxonomy places the organism in Eukaryota, Parabasalia, Trichomonadida, Trichomonadidae.